Messenger RNA from Pipistrellus kuhlii (Kuhl's pipistrelle), 470 nucleotides. RefSeq names its product lymphotactin-like. Gene Ontology annotation, cellular component: extracellular region. The coding region runs from base 1 to 339 and encodes 112 amino acids. Gene Ontology annotation, molecular function: CCR chemokine receptor binding; chemokine activity. The transcript is spliced from 3 exons. Lineage: Eukaryota; Metazoa; Chordata; Mammalia; Chiroptera; Vespertilionidae. The record is from RefSeq and is a predicted model, not a curated record. Gene Ontology annotation, biological process: cellular response to type II interferon; inflammatory response; positive regulation of GTPase activity.
AUGAGGCCUCUGCUGCUCGUCCUCCUGGGGCUCUGCUGCCUGGCGCUGCGCGCUGUGGAAGGUGUGGGGACUGAGGUCCUGGAUCAGCAAAUCUGUCUGAGCCUGACUACCCAGCCGCUGCCCGUGAGCAGAAUCAAGACCUACACCAUCAAGGAGGGGCCCAUGAAGGCAGUCAUAUUCAUCACCAAACGUGGCCUUAAAGUCUGUGCCGACCCACAUGCCAACUGGGUGAAGAAGGCGGUGCGGACCGUGGACAAGUCCAGGAGGAUGAACGUGAACCAGACCAAGCCCACGGGGGCCCAGCUGCCCACUGGGACGGCUCUGACCCGGGCGAGGUAGUGGCCUCGUUCCAUCGAGCCAGAGGCUGGUGUCUCCUUGCAAGCCCUCUCCUAAGGACUGAUUAAAUUAUAGCACCUUUUCUGAAGUUGUUGUCUUGUAUAUUUACUCUUUGUGUUUUCCUAUUCCUUCAG